AUGUCGAACGACCCGUCAGUGCGCCGGCUGCUCCCGCAGACUUCGCAGAUGGGUGCAUUUACCUUUGCGCCGCCUGCUUACCAGCAACCGCCACGCGAAACUCAGAAAAACUAUGUCUUCGUUGACGAACACAAUCGCCACAAGCGGUUGAAGGUUAUGAGAGCCUGCGAAGGAUGCCGAAGAAGGAAGAUCAAAUGCGACGCCGCCACCACCAACACUUGGCCCUGUUCGGCGUGCAUCCGUCUCAAGCUUCAUUGCGUUCGGCCAAAUGGAUUUGAUGGAGCUGCCGAACCCCAAGUUUACGAACCUCCACGUGCCCAGUUCGACUCGUCACCUGUUCCGGAGAGUUAUCACCAGCAGCAACUGGCUUUGACCGACCACCAACAGCUCCUUACGCAUGCUCAAGCUCCCAAAGCCACGCCGAUAUAUCCUCCUCAAACCUCCUUCCAGGACACGGCAGCGCUGUACCAUACAGUGCCGUACACGCAGCCGCAAGCUGUACCCCAGAACCUCCAGUAUGCUGCCGUGCACUCUGCAUAUGCGACCCCGGAUUCCUUUCCGACGCCCCCCUCCAUGCACCAGGUACCCCAGGUGUCACAGCUACCUCAAAUUUCUCAACAUCCUUCUUCACCUGAGGACUUUCAAUCCGAAUAUGCCCAGCAGGACUUGGCAGACCUUCUGGGUUCGCUCAAGGUCAACGAAGCAGGAACAGCUCCGUAUUUAAACAGCAAAAUGCGAUCGGCCGAUGAUGAAGAGCCCUCCGUAGAAGAGACCGAAGAGGACCAGUUUACGAAGAACCUGCCGCCUCUGACGGCGGGCAAGAUUCGCAUACCGCCCGCUCUGAUGCCGUCGGAAGAUCUGUGCCUCCACUACUUCGAUCUCUACUUUACGCACACGCAUCCUUAUGUUCCAGUGCUGGACAAGAAUCAGUUCUAUCAUCAGUGGCACAAUAACCGGGAAGCCAUUUCGCCCCUUAUCCUUGAGGCCAUUUUUGCGAUUGCUAAUCGUCUGGCUGAUGACGCGGCGCAAGGCCAGCAGUGGCUUUAUCUUGCAACACGACAUGCCGAUUCGUUUCUUGAUGUACCUCGAUUGAGCACCCUUCAGGCAUCACUGAUCCUUCUCAAGGCGAGGGAACAGGCACCGAAGAAGGGCUACUACUACCGCUCUUGGAUGAGUAUUGUCCAAUGUGUUACAAUGGCUAAGGACCUUGGGCUGGACGAGCACUAUGCGGAUCACCAAGCCGGUCGAUCAUGUGGCUUAAGUCCUGCAGAGUGUCAGCUGAGAGACAGGAUUUGGCAGACUAUCUUCAUCGUGGAGAUCAUGAUUGGUACUCCCCAAGGAAAAACGGAUCUUGCGGUCGAAGAAGAGACUGUCAAUUUUGAAGUUCCAAGACCCUUGCCCAACGGCGACACGUCGGAGUAUCAUGUAUCCCGAAAUUUUGUUUACUUUUCUAGGGUUGUUCGCAACGUCUGCCGGAUGAGCAGAGUUUAUUCACGCCUCAAGAGAAACAAGGAGUGGGGUAUCGACCCUGAAUUCGUUCAGAUUAGGCCUGCCAUGGACGCAUGGUUAACUGACCUACCACAUGACCUUCAGCUUGAUUUCCCUGUUGAUGGGUCGCCUCCGUGGUUGCCCUCCUCGUUUGUCGGCAAUAUGCAUUCGUAUUAUCACCUUAGCAUCAUUUUGUUCUACAGGCCUCAGCUGGCCCACAUGACGCCAACAGGUACUGGAGGUCAAUGGAAGCAGCACAUGCUGGUCUCAUACCGAGCCGCCAAGAUGCUUUGCAGGUUACAAGAAGGCAUUAUCAACCAGUUUGGCAUUGCCGGGUUACAGUGCAUGCAGCGAGGUAUCAACUUCACGCUAUACGCGGUCCUCGCUUGUAUCGUAUUGCAUUUAGUCGCUUUGACAUCACCGGAUCCGGCCCUCAACGCGGAGUCGCGAGAGUACUUCACACGCCACAUGCGGGUAUUAGAGAAAUGUAUGGGUGCUUGGCCAAUGCCCGAUAUGCAGCGGCAGAUCGAUUCUGUUCGGGAAGCCUUUUCCCAGGAUAUCAGGAAGCCGUUUGUUCUGAAGCCUAGCUUCCCCUACGGAAGCCCAUCGUCAACCUCGCAUCCAAGCCCACCAGGGCCGCCGUAUCGAUCCGAUAUGUCGAGGACUAGCUCCAUCGACCACCAGCUCGAUACGCAUGUGCAACAUUCUCACGUUAGUUACACCACUCAUCCCCUUUCACCGCCCCUUUCGGUUGGCCCAAUGGACAGCAAGAGUGACUCCCAUGAUUUACAGUCACUUGCAAUGAUGUCUUCCGGUCACGGGACACAAGCACCUUCCAUGGCGCAGACAAUGCCACUCACGGACGCCCCCGCGUGGAACCCGUCUCGCAUCUUUGAUCAAUGGAAUGCCCAGUUUGGCAACCCCCAGGUUCAGCAUCCUUCUCAGCUCACCAACCAUGCCAGUCCAUUGUCUCUUCCCUCUUCUGGCGCCUCGGAAACUAGCCUCCAAGACUUGCAGGCGGCCCAGGCUCAGCUUUCUCCCGUUUCACAGCAGAUGCCGCAGUACCCAACCAACCCUGUACAGACCUUCGUCACCCCUGCGAUGUGGCAAGAGUCUGUGGCUAGUGUCUACGAGGGAGGCCUCAAGCGUUCAUGGGGCGAUUACGAUGGCCAUAUGCCAGUCAAGCGUAACCGAUAA
Molecule: messenger RNA, 2685 nt
Organism: Neurospora hispaniola
Lineage: Eukaryota; Fungi; Ascomycota; Sordariomycetes; Sordariales; Sordariaceae
Exons: 8
Coding region: 1-2685 (894 amino acids)
Biological process (GO): DNA-templated transcription; regulation of DNA-templated transcription
Molecular function (GO): zinc ion binding; DNA binding; DNA-binding transcription factor activity, RNA polymerase II-specific
Source: RefSeq, a predicted model, not a curated record